UCGGCGCGCCACAUCUGGGACUGGGAGCUCCGGCGCCAGUCCAGUUGCCGGGGGGCCGGAAAUCGAUUCCCAGGGACCCCAAUUUGGUAAGAAAUGUCGUGAUCUAAGUCGCGAUACAAGGGGCUCCAGGGUUUUUAGGGUUCUUAGAACGGACCUCCUUUGAGCUCGUCUCCAUGGCGGAGCUCUCUCGGCAGCUCAACAAAUUCAAGCAGCAGCAGCAGGCUCUCACCGAUGUGGCGGUGGCGGCGGCCAAGCGCUCGGGCGGCGGCAGCAAAAAGAAGCCUCCGGUGGCUCCGGCGGCUCCGGCGGCGCCGCCAGGAGGAGGAGGAGGAGGCGGAGCGGCGCCAUCGCCAGCGCCACCCUCCAUCUCCAAUCUCACAUUCCAGAACGACAAGGAGAAGCUCCAGAUGAUCAACCAGGUGCGUCGCUCGCCGACCAUGGCCCAGGUGAAGCGCGUCCUGGACGUCCUCCUGGAGACCCGCGAGGCGCUCCUCCCGGACGAGAUCAACAACCGCUGCUUCGUCGACGUGGCCAACAACAAGGAGGUGUUCGAGACGCUCAAGAACAACGUCAAGGUCUCGUUCGAUGGCCAGCGCUUCUCGUACAAGGCCAAGCACGGCCUCAAGAACAAGGCGGAGCUGCUCGUCCAGCUGCGAAAGUGUACCGAGGGGAUGGCGCUCUCGGAGCUCCGGGACGCGUACCCGGGGAUCGUGAGCGACGUCCAGGAGCUCAAGGCGAGCGGCGAGAUCCGGGUCAUGUGUAACUCGGACUCGCAGGAGGAGAUACUCUACCCGGACGACCCCCGGAUGAAGAUCAAGGUGGACGAGGAUAUCGCCAAGCUGUGCCGGAGCAUCGAGCUCCCCACGGACUUUGUGCUGGUGGAGCGCGAGCUGCAGAAGAACGGGGUGAGGCCCAUGACGAACUCGGUGCUGCGGAGGGAGAGGAUGAGUCUGCUCAGCGCGCAGCAAGGUGGCAGCAAGCAAAAGAAAAAGAAGAAGAUCUCCAAGCGGACCAAGUAUACCAACAUCCACUUGCCGGAGCUGUUCAAGAGCGUGCCAUCUGAUGUUGGAUCGUGAGAGAAAGAGAGAGAUACAGCUGGAGAUAAUGGAAAUCGUCAAGAACUCGAGUGUGAUCAAUGGUAGAAGUGAUUGAAAACUUUGCAAGCUCGCUUAAAGAAAGAAAAAAGGAUUACUUGAAA
Selaginella moellendorffii is the source of this 1198-nucleotide messenger RNA. Its product is annotated as general transcription factor IIE subunit 2. Gene Ontology annotation, biological process: transcription initiation at RNA polymerase II promoter. Gene Ontology annotation, cellular component: transcription factor TFIIE complex. Bases 174 to 1076 code for a protein of 300 amino acids. The record is from RefSeq and is a predicted model, not a curated record. NCBI's taxonomy places the organism in Eukaryota, Viridiplantae, Streptophyta, Lycopodiopsida, Selaginellales, Selaginellaceae. The transcript has a single exon.